CACAACUCAUAAUUCACAAAAUGCGCAAUGUAAAAGUCACCAGUGGAGCGUACACCUCGCGCACAUCGCGUACAACUCAAACUACCGACGUUUCACCUCUCCGCAGCCCGUUCCACCCCGUUUCCACCAUGCGACACUAAAUCCUGAAGACAUCUUGGCGCGGCACUUGCCUCCACUCCCGACACGGACACACGGAGUCUUGUACUGUUCUGACCACUCAAACACCCGGCGUGCCUGAGAUUGGUGGAACAGAUGUCAUUCCAAGACUUUGGCAUGGGACCGAGCGCUGUCCUGAGUGAGAGCAGUAGGGGGACCCCAGGCAGCCUAUAGUAUUUAUACCACGACCACGCAGCACUACUAACCGCAGCGCACACCCGGACAAUGCUCAAAGCCUCGCUUCUGUCGUUCGUGGCCUUCACGGCCCAGGUCGCCAACGCGGCCUUUGGCAUCACCACCAGCUCCAGCGCCUAUGUCAUCGACACCAACGCGCCAAACCAGCUGAAGUUCACCGUCAGCCGCAGCAGCUGCGACAUCACCUCCAUCAUCCACUAUGGCACGGAGCUGCAGUACUCCAGCCAGGGCAGUCACAUUGGGUCGGGUCUGGGCUCUGCGACGGUGACCGCCACGCAGUCCGGGGACUAUAUCAAGGUGACCUGUGUGACGGACACCUUGACGCAGUACAUGGUGGUGCAUAAUGGGGACCCAAUCAUUCACAUGGCGACAUAUAUCACUGCCGAGCCGUCAAUCGGCGAGCUGCGGUUCAUCGCUCGACUGAAUUCGGUCGUGCUACCGAACGAGGAGCCGUUUGGCGACGUUUCCACCACCGCUGACGGGACUGCCAUUGAGGGAUCAGAUGUGUUUUUGGUCGGCAGUGAAACCCGCAGCAAGUUCUACUCGAGCGAGCGAUUUAUCGACGAUCAGCGACACUGCAUUGCCGGGGAUGCCCACCGCGUUUGCAUGAUCUUGAAUCAAUACGAAAGCUCCUCCGGAGGUCCUUUCCACCGGGAUAUCAACUCGAACAACGGAGGGAGCUACAACGCCCUCUACUGGUACAUGAACUCCGGCCACGUUCAAACCGAGUCCUACCGGAUGGGUCUCCACGGCCCAUACUCGAUGUACUUUAGUCGCAGCGGUACCCCCAGCACCAGCAUCGAUACCUCAUUCUUCGCCGACCUUGACAUCAAAGGCUAUGUUGCCGCCUCAGGCCGAGGCAAAGUGACCGGCACGGCAUCCGGAGCAGACUCGAGCAUGGAUUGGGUGGUUCACUGGUACAACGAUGCGGCACAGUACUGGACUUAUACCAGCUCCAGCGGCAGCUUCACCUCGCCCGCCAUGAAGCCCGGAACGUAUACCAUGGUCUACUACCAAGGCGAGUACGCGGUCGCCACGAGCUCGGUCACCGUGUCCGCCGGAUCAACCACAACGAAGAACAUUUCGGGGUCCGUGAAGACCGGCACUACCAUUUUCAAGAUUGGUGAAUGGGACGGACAACCGACCGGUUUCCGCAACGCAGCCAACCAGCUCCGCAUGCACCCCUCCGACUCGCGCAUGUCCUCCUGGGGUCCACUGACCUAUACGGUUGGCAGUUCCGCUCUGACUGACUUCCCAAUGGCCGUGUUCAAAAGCGUCAACAACCCGGUCACCAUCAAAUUCACCGCCACAUCCGCGCAGACCGGCGCAGCGACCCUGCGAAUCGGGACGACCUUGUCGUUUGCCGGUGGACGACCCCAGGCGACGAUCAACAGCUACACAGGAAGCGCACCAGCCGCGCCGACAAACCUGGACUCUCGGGGCGUGACCCGCGGUGCGUACCGGGGAUUGGGCGAGGUGUAUGAUGUGUCCAUCCCGUCGGGGACGAUCGUCGCGGGAACAAAUACGAUUACGAUCAACGUGAUCUCUGGCAGUUCAGGGGAUACGUAUUUGAGUCCGAACUUUAUCUUUGAUUGUGUGGAGUUGUUCCAGUAGCUGAUUGUUUCUCGGGCUGUAUGGUGCAGCCGGGAGUAGAUAGCUGUACUGGACAGUUCUAGUCGUAUGUGGAGGAAAGACCUAAGAUCAACUGAAUUCAUG
Messenger RNA from Aspergillus brunneoviolaceus CBS 621.78, 2067 nucleotides. RefSeq names its product putative rhamnogalacturonase B (gene rglA). The transcript has 12 exons. Gene Ontology annotation, molecular function: carbon-oxygen lyase activity, acting on polysaccharides; carbohydrate binding. The record is from RefSeq and is a predicted model, not a curated record. The coding region runs from base 382 to 1965 and encodes 527 amino acids. Gene Ontology annotation, biological process: pectin catabolic process. Lineage: Eukaryota; Fungi; Ascomycota; Eurotiomycetes; Eurotiales; Aspergillaceae.